AUGCAUUUCACGACAUAUAUCGCACCGGCAUUGCUGGUGCUGUCCGAGAUGGCUUCGGCCAAAGCCAUCAUUCACUUGCCCAACGCCAUUCGAAGGAGGGAUUACUCGCACGAAGUAAAGAAGGUCGCAGAUAAACUACUUCGUCGCGCCACUGUAGGCACCGACGUUAACCUUCAACCUCAAAGUUUCAAUGGCCUCCUCCCAUUAUCCGAACCCGACUCAGCAUUGAACCAAUCCAUCGCAACAGCAUGCUUGAAUUCCUUGCAGUCCGUCACUGGUGUUGAAAACGACGCCGGACUGACCGCAUGUUAUAACAUUCUCCAGUACGAUCCUAAAUUGGGCGCCUUUAUGGCAGAUCUGCGACUUUACCAGGCAUUCCAACCAAAGGGGGCCUUUGCCAACAUUACCGUCAGCGAUAUUCAAAUCGGUGUCAAGUAUCCCUCAUCGACCAGAUUCCAGUCUGUACCCAAAUCCAACGCCAAAAAGCGAGAUCUUGAAGAACGUCAAUCAACCUCGACCAACAGCAGUAUGACCGAGAUUGAACAAUACCUCCUCAUGGGAUCCUUCUUGACCCAUUUGGAUAUCAAGAAGCUUAACAACACCCAACUCAUGUCACUGAUGUUGCCCGAAAUCCAGCUCAACACUGCCGAGUCUCAAAAGGCAGUAUCAGCAAACAUGACCUCUGGUGAGGGUGCAUGGUUUGUCAUUGGAGAGUUCAGUUCAGAUUUCGAUGAGAAACUGGUUACUCCUGCAGCAGCCAAGAAUGCCAUUGAAGUUGCUCUCCCUUUCAUCCUCCCGGGAGUGACUCUCGGCAUCUUCCCCACUGGAUUGAUCAUCACCAUGGCAUGGACCGGUCUUUUCUUCCUAGCUUACGGACUGGGAACGUUUGGUCGCAUCAGGUAUAGAGAUGCCUAUCGAAAGAGAAUGGCCGCUUCAGCCGGCCGAACCGGAAAAAGAAUAUAG
Exophiala bonariae is the source of this 963-nucleotide messenger RNA. RefSeq lists its product as uncharacterized. The record is from RefSeq and is a predicted model, not a curated record. Bases 1 to 963 code for a protein of 320 amino acids. The transcript has a single exon. NCBI's taxonomy places the organism in Eukaryota, Fungi, Ascomycota, Eurotiomycetes, Chaetothyriales, Herpotrichiellaceae.